This is a messenger RNA of Ceratitis capitata (Mediterranean fruit fly), 2022 nucleotides long. RefSeq names its product elongation factor 1-alpha 1 (gene eEF1alpha1). Gene Ontology annotation, molecular function: translation elongation factor activity; GTP binding; GTPase activity. The transcript has 2 exons. The record is from RefSeq and is a predicted model, not a curated record. Lineage: Eukaryota; Metazoa; Arthropoda; Insecta; Diptera; Tephritidae. The coding region runs from base 136 to 1527 and encodes 463 amino acids. Gene Ontology annotation, biological process: translational elongation; translation.
CUGGAAAGACGAAGUGAGGCAUAUCUUUCGUUUACGACGAGUUUCUCGUUCACUUUGUUCAAGUCUGUUGGCGGAUCAGCAUAGACUUCAGUAAUUUCUCGAUUCAGUUUAUUUGAAAACUCAUAGAAAAUCAAAAUGGGUAAGGAGAAGAUUCAUAUUAAUAUUGUCGUUAUCGGACACGUCGAUUCUGGCAAGUCUACCACCACUGGUCAUUUGAUCUACAAGUGCGGUGGUAUCGACAAGCGUACAAUUGAGAAGUUCGAGAAGGAAGCUCAGGAAAUGGGCAAAGGUUCCUUCAAGUACGCCUGGGUUUUGGAUAAAUUGAAGGCCGAACGUGAGCGUGGUAUCACCAUCGAUAUCGCCUUGUGGAAGUUUGAGACCUCCAAAUACUACGUCACCAUCAUCGACGCCCCUGGCCACAGAGAUUUCAUUAAGAACAUGAUUACUGGUACAUCUCAGGCUGAUUGCGCUGUGUUGAUUGUCGCCGCUGGUACUGGUGAAUUUGAAGCCGGUAUCUCAAAGAACGGCCAGACUCGUGAGCAUGCUUUGCUUGCUUUCACUCUGGGUGUGAAACAAUUGAUCGUUGGUGUCAACAAGAUGGACUCUUCUGAACCACCAUACAGUGAGGCUCGUUAUGAGGAAAUCAAGAAGGAAGUUUCUUCAUACAUUAAGAAGAUUGGUUACAAUCCAGCUGCUGUUGCUUUCGUACCAAUCUCCGGCUGGCACGGUGAUAACAUGUUGGAAGCUUCCACCAACAUGCCAUGGUUCAAGGGAUGGAAGGUUGAACGUAAGGAAGGUAAUGCUGAAGGCAAGACCCUUAUCGAUGCUCUCGAUGCCAUCCUUCCCCCAAGUCGCCCAACCGACAAGGCUCUCCGUUUGCCAUUGCAGGAUGUUUACAAAAUUGGCGGUAUUGGUACAGUACCAGUCGGUCGUGUUGAAACUGGUGUGUUGAAACCCGGCAUGGUCGUCGUUUUCGCCCCAGCGAACAUCACCACUGAAGUUAAGUCUGUUGAAAUGCACCACGAAGCCCUGCCAGAAGCCGUACCCGGUGACAACGUAGGUUUCAACGUAAAGAACGUUUCCGUUAAGGAAUUGCGUCGUGGUUAUGUCGCUGGUGACUCAAAGGCUAGCCCUCCAAAGGGAGCUGCCGAUUUCACCGCCCAGGUUAUUGUAUUGAACCACCCUGGUCAAAUCGCCAACGGUUAUACUCCAGUGUUGGAUUGUCACACCGCUCACAUUGCCUGCAAAUUCGCUGAAAUCAAGGAGAAGGUUGACCGUCGUUCCGGUAAGACCACCGAAGAGAACCCCAAAUUCAUCAAGUCUGGUGAUGCUGCUAUCGUGAACUUGGUACCUACCAAGCCAUUGUGUGUGGAAUCAUUCCAGGAAUUCCCCCCAUUGGGUCGUUUCGCUGUACGUGAUAUGAGACAAACUGUCGCUGUCGGUGUCAUCAAGAGUGUGAACUUCAAGGAUGCCUCCGGUGGUAAGGUUACCAAAGCCGCUGAGAAGGCCACCAAGGGCAAGAAGUAGCUGCGUUAUAACGAAGAUAAAGACCAACAUUUAUUUAAUAUUAAUAGCACCAACAACAGCUUAAAUUCCAACUACGGUAUUAACGGUAGUCAAAACAUCAACAACAACAACAACAGCAAGAAAAACGGGACCGUGUUCCAACUGAAUCUAACAUUAAUGGUUAAUCAAAAGUUCCAUUGCUUCCAUCGUAAAGAGUUUCGUAGGAAACGAAUGUGUGCAUAAGGCGCUGUCUAAUUAGAUUUGAGGUGGAAACCAAACCACACAACGCACACAAUCCAUUUCUUACACAGAUAGCAAAUAAACAUACGAAACAUCUUUUUAAGCAAAACAGCAUUUGUAUCUUUAGUUUUAUUAUUACUUUUAAUGUUUAAUUAUUUGUUGGAAUUCAUUCCAUCUCUUCUCUGUAGCGUUUAAAGCACAAGAAAACUAUAUACGAACACUCAGAAACAUAAUAUAAAAGGAACCACUAUUUAAAACAAAAAAAUAAAACUAAAA